This is a messenger RNA of Pundamilia nyererei, 1626 nucleotides long. It is a transcript of the gene amdhd2, whose product is annotated as amidohydrolase domain containing 2. Gene Ontology annotation, molecular function: N-acetylglucosamine-6-phosphate deacetylase activity. Lineage: Eukaryota; Metazoa; Chordata; Actinopteri; Cichliformes; Cichlidae. Gene Ontology annotation, biological process: N-acetylglucosamine catabolic process. Bases 1 to 1317 code for a protein of 438 amino acids. The record is from RefSeq and is a predicted model, not a curated record. The transcript has 11 exons.
AUGCCUCUUCUGCAGGCAAUGGAACAGGCCUGCGGCGACAUUCAGGUGACAGCGAUCCAUGCAUGGUUUCGACAUGCAAGAGGAUAUUUCCCCGGUGCCCAGCGGGAGAAGACACUGCUUGCGAUGUCGAUGAGGUCCUGUGGCCAGACCCCAACAGACGGCGGGAUCCAUGAGCCCACAGAGGACCUGUGGGUGCGUGAGGGGAGGAUUUUAGACCCAGAGAAGCUGUUCUUCGAUGAGCAGGGAUACGCUGACAAACAUGUGGACUGUGAGGGCAGCAUCAUCGCGCCGGGCUUUAUAGACGUCCAGAUCAACGGGGGUUACGGCAUCGACUUCUCGCAGGCGUCUGAGGACGUCAGCGAUGGAGUUUCGUUUGUGGCCAAAAAGAUCCUCGAGCACGGCGUGACGUCCUUCUGCCCGACUCUGGUCACCUCCCCUCCCGAAGUUUACCACAAGGUUCUGCCUCAGGUCACAGUUCAUGAUGGAGGACCACAUGGAGCUGGAGUUCUCGGUUUUCACCUGGAGGGUCCGUUCAUCAGCGCCGAGAAGAAAGGAGCCCACCCGGAGAAAUACCUCCGCACCUUCAAGUCCGGAGGCCUCGAGCACCUGAUGGAGGUCUACGGCAGCCUGGACGACGUUGCCAUAGUGACGCUUGCUCCUGAGCUGCCCGGCAGCCAAUCGGUGGUGAGGGAGCUGAGCCAGAGGGGCAUCACUGUGUCUUUGGGUCACUCGGCGGCCGACCUGUCGCAGGCCGAGGAGGCGGUGCAGCAGGGCGCGUCCUUCAUCACUCACCUGUUCAACGCCAUGCUGCCUUUCCACCAUCGUGACCCGGGCAUAGUGGGUCUGCUGACCAGCGACAGGAUCCCCGCAGGCAGGGCGGUUUAUUACGGCAUGAUCGCUGAUGGCAUCCACACCAACCCUGCAGCCCUGCGCAUCGCUCACAGAGCUCACCCGUCAGGUCUGGUGCUGGUGACGGACGCCAUCACCGCGAUGGGUCUUCCUCCUGGCCGUCACACUCUUGGCCAGCAGGUCAUCGAGAUCCAGGGUCUCCACGCCUACGUGGCAGGCACCAAGACUUUGAGUGGCAGCAUUGCCACGAUGGACAUGUGUGUGCGCCACUUCAAGCAGGCCUCAGGCUGCAGUGUCCAGGAGGCUCUGGAAGCUGCCUCCCUGCAUCCGGCUCAGCUUCUGGGAAUCAGCCCCAAAAAGGGAAAGCUGGACUACGGCUCCGACGCAGACCUCGUUCUGCUCGAUGAGGGCCUCAACGUCAAAGCCACUUAUAUUUCUGGAGAGGAGGUUUGGAGAAAAGGACAGUAGGAGAUGAAGAAGCAAACUGGACCGCCUGUGCCUUUGUACAUGAUCGACAUGUUGGGGUUUUAAUGGACUGCCUGAGUGCACCAGGCACUGCCAGAAAACUGGACCAGAGUGAAAUAUUUCUGCAUUAUUAGUUUAUUAAAUGUCAGAUGAUGUGGAAAAUGUUUUCCUGCUUUUCCAACUACCAAAGAUUUCUGUUUAUUACCCUGAAAGUCAGCGUGCUCAUUGAUCGUGUGUUGCUGAAAGUCUGUUGUGUUAAAGCAGCUGUAUGACCUCUGCAGGGUCAGGGGUCACAGUGGAUGUCACUGCACA